This is a messenger RNA of Branchiostoma floridae (Florida lancelet), 1140 nucleotides long. RefSeq names its product ras-like GTP-binding protein RYL1. Gene Ontology annotation, molecular function: GTP binding; GTPase activity. The transcript has 3 exons. The coding region runs from base 149 to 805 and encodes 218 amino acids. The record is from RefSeq and is a predicted model, not a curated record. NCBI's taxonomy places the organism in Eukaryota, Metazoa, Chordata, Leptocardii, Amphioxiformes, Branchiostomatidae.
UGGAUGCACCUAGGAAGUCUGCGAAGGAGGCUAGCCCAUUCACUCCGUCUUCCGGUCAGUGACCCCUGACAGCUUAGAUUUAGCGAUAAGAGAUCCGUAGCCACCAUUUGACAACUUCCUGGGGACCAGCCAACUAACGUACGAAAACAUGUCGGAAACAGGCCGCCCUAUUUCUAGAUUCUACCGGUCUCUCACGACGGCUAUCAAGAAGGUGGUUCUCCUAGGAGACGCCGGAGUGGGGAAGUCGUCCCUCUUUGCUCGGUUCUGCGGCGAAGACUUCCCGAGGACAUGCACAACGGUGGUACAACUUCGAGCAAGCGAUAUCCGAGAGUUCCAAGUCGGGUACAACAACGUGCGGGUCUCCCUAUGGGACACAGCAGGGGUGGAGCGGAUGUUGUCUCUGACAGAGAACUAUUACCGCAAGGCCGUCGGUGUUCUUCUGGUGUAUGAUGUGACGGACAGGGAAACUUUUGAAAACUUGGAGUCAACAUGGGUCCCCAGUGUAACGUUACGGAAUAACAGAGUAAAGGCAUUUAUUGUUGGAAACAAAACGGAUCUCAUCCCAGAUUCAGCAGACAUAGUUUCUGAAGAGGAAGUACAAAUGUACACCAGAACAUGUCCGCUGGACGUCGUAGGGACGUUCAGAGUCUCUGCCAAAACGUGCUCAGGAGUAGAGGAAAUGUUCACCAAACUUGCUGAAUCAAUACUAGAGGACAACAGCUUCGAGAGUGGUAUAAAACUGAGCGAGCCUUCAGCACAAGAUGGACAGAUUUCCCGACAAGGAACGUGUACUUGUAAAAUAUGACACAGAACAUUUGUUGCACACUUCUUACAAUAAGUGGUUUACAUUCUAUGUUGUUUGACCAUGGUGGUGUCCUAUUAUCUUAGAUUUAGAGUAGUGUAGAGUAUGUAGACUUAGCAGUAGUACUAGUAGUGCGUAGACUUCUUCAGGAAAAGUAGGAACGGCUAGUUCCAUUUAGGCUACUCUUCAGAGUCAAUGUACAAUUUGCCAAAGGAACGUUAUGAUGCUAUUUAUAUGGCUGUACAUGUAUAAGAAAGUGACCAUCAAUGUACCAAUAAUUUAAAGUUGUAUGUUGAUUUGAAUAAAGAUUGAUUUCUGUAGUUGAUGAUGUAAACGGA